AUGGAGUUUCAGCAUUUGGGUCAUGAAAUGUCCGAGAUCGAACACCCACUUCACCCACGACACCGUCUCUCCCGCUGCCAUGUGAACGACUACAGUUACGAUCGUAGAUGCGAUGCCUGUGGCAGGUGGCCAGAAGGCUUCUGCUUUCGUUGUUCUAAAUGUAAAUUUACGCUCGAUAACGAAUGUUAUCGACUCACUCCAACCAAAAGCCUUGAUGGUGAUGAGCACCGGAUUCCACAUCUACACUAUAGUCAUUCCAUGAUUCUCUGCGAUGUAAUUGACAACAAUUUUAGUAGAUCCUGCUAUGCAUGCGGGCUACCCAUUGAUGAGAAUUCAGUCUAUGUUUGCCUUGAAUGCAAGUGCGUACUCCACAAAUCAUGUGGUGAAUUGCAACCAGAGAACUCUCAUCCCUUCCACCAACACCCUCUCCGACUCAUAAAAGGAGAGGAUGAUUUUGGUAACAGUCAACAACGCAAGGGCUCCAGGCGACCCAAGGAAUAUUAUUUCAAGUGCCAUGCCUGUGGAUACAAGGGGGGCUACUACUUCAGUUGUUCUGAGUGCAAGUUUGAACUCGAUCUUGUUUGCACUUCUUCAUUAACACCCACCACCAAAAACAACCAUGAAUUAGGUGGUCAUGAUCAAGAUCUUGGCCACCCGCAUCCCUUGAUGCUGUGUGAUUCAACCUUUGAUAAUUUUGUCCGUUCUUGCUCUGCUUGCACGUUGCCUUUUGAUCAGGGUUCAGUGAUCUAUGUUUGCCUUGAAUGCAAAAUUUUACUGCACAAAUUAUGCAUUGGCCGAUUGAAACCAAAGAUCAAACACCCCUUCCACCCGCAACACUCUCUCACCCUCGUCUCUCGACACCACCAUCAGUCAACGGUCUGUAAGGCAUGUGGAGGUACUUAUUUUGGCUGCACCUACGACUGUUCAAUUGAUGGUUGCGACUUCACUAUGCAUGCUAAAUGUGCUUCACUAGUCCCCACCAUAUGGUCUGAACUUCACGACCACCCUCUUGCUUUCUUCAACAAGAGCGAAUCUCACUACUUGGACUGCAGGGCUUGUACCGAAUAUAUCUAUAAAGAUGCUGCUUUCUUUUCUUGUGUGGAUUGCAAGUUUUUUCUCCAUGUCCAUUGCAAUCCAACACUACCCAAAACCAUCAAACAUGAAUGUCACAUACAUCCUCUCACGUUAACCGAUUCCCUGGUCAAAUACCAUCCUGAUGAUGGUGAGGAUGCAGAGCUAUACUGUGAUAUCUGCGAGGGAAGAAGAUAUCUACUUGACAGCACCUACUUUUGUGAUGAUUGCAAAUUUGUUGCUCAUUUCGACUGUGUACACCAUGAGGUUGUACGUUUACAAGAGGAGGAGAGGACUUUGGCCUGCAAAAAUCCUGUGGAUGCAAAGAUGUAUACACCAAUUGAAGUAAUUGAAGAGAAGAGUACAGAUGCUGUGGCUAGCAAUGUUUCAGACAUAAAGGGAACAGAGCAGGAGACCACCAGUUCAUCUUCAAGUGAAAAAGGUGGGGUAUACUCUGUCAGUCCUGAACUGGAAGAGGAGAUCAAGAUGCUUUGGGAAGAAGUAAAUCCACGGUUGACAAAAUUAGAGGCACUAAAUACCAAUUUAGAGGCACUUGAGUCAAUGCGUGCUACACGUUAUGCACUUCAAAACUCAGGUGACAAAUUGGAUCAAUCUACUGAAGGUAAGGAGUAG
Messenger RNA from Cornus florida, 1704 nucleotides. RefSeq lists its product as uncharacterized. The record is from RefSeq and is a predicted model, not a curated record. Bases 1 to 1704 code for a protein of 567 amino acids. The transcript is spliced from 2 exons. NCBI's taxonomy places the organism in Eukaryota, Viridiplantae, Streptophyta, Magnoliopsida, Cornales, Cornaceae.